AUGGAUGAAGCUUAUAAGCUAUUAGAUGAAAUGAAAAAGAAGGGUUUCUCUCCAUCGAUUGUGACUUACAACACUUUGAUCAAUGGUCACACUGUAAAUGGGCACAUGGAGGAUGCUUUAGGAGUUCUUGAUGAUAUGAGUAAAACCGGAUUAACCCCAGAUGUUGUAAGUUAUAGCACAAUUAUAACUGGUUUUUGUAGAAAUCAAGAGCUAGAUAGAGCUUAUGAAACAAUAAGCCAAAUGGUCGCAAAAGGUGUUUUACCCGACACUAUCACAUAUUCGUCACUAAUUAAAGGUCUUUGUGAUCAAAGAAAACUAACAGAAGCUUGUGAUGUUUUUCAACAAAUGUUAAGAAACGGUUUGCCACCUGAUGAAUGUACAUACACAGCUUUGAUAAACGCUUAUUGUGUGGAAGGAGAUACUGUAAACGCCCUCCAUUUGCACGAUGAAAUGCUUAAAAAAGGUUUGCUCCCAGAUGUUGUCACUUACAGUGUGUUGAUUAAUGGCCUUUCCAAGAAAGCAAGAACCCUUGAAGCAAAACAGAUUCUUUUCAAGUUGUAUUAUGACAAUGGUGUUCCGGAUGAUGUCACCUACGAGACAUUGAUAGAGAAUUGUGGUAACAUGGAGGCGAAGAGUGUGGUGGCUCUAAUAAAAGGGUUCUGUAUGAAGGGGUUAAUGAAUGAAGCAGAUAAGGUGUUUGAUAAAAUGCUUCAGAGAAAGGAAGAGCCUGGGGAAGCUGUUUAUAAUAUUAUGAUACAUGGGCAUUGUAAAGGUGGGAACUUGAGGAAAUCUUUUGAUCUUUAUAAGAAGAUGGUGAGUCAUGGAUUUGUUCCUCAUACUGCUACAAUUAUUGCUUUGAUUAAAGAACUUAUAAGAGGCGAAAUGAUGGUGGAAUCGAGUGAAGUUAUAGAAAAUGUGUUGAGAAGUUGUAGGAUUAGUGAUGGUGAAGUUGCAAAAGCUCUUGUUGAGAUAAACCAUAAACAAGGAAACAUGGAUGCUGUGUUUAAGAUUCUUUCUGAAAUGGCUAAAGAUGGACUUCUUCCAAAUAGUGGCAAAACUGCCUAUGCUCAAUGA
This is a messenger RNA of Lactuca saligna, 1074 nucleotides long. The record is from the annotation of a GenBank genome assembly. NCBI's taxonomy places the organism in Eukaryota, Viridiplantae, Streptophyta, Magnoliopsida, Asterales, Asteraceae.